Molecule: messenger RNA, 2280 nt
Organism: Symbiodinium natans
Lineage: Eukaryota; Dinophyceae; Suessiales; Symbiodiniaceae
Source: the annotation of a GenBank genome assembly
AUGGGUCCUGAGGAAGCAGCGUCCACAAGCAGCUCUAGCGGCAGCAGUGACAGUGGGAACAGCUCCGACAGCGACGGCGAGGACGGUGGCAGCAGGGACGGCCCGGAUUCGGGCGAAGACGUGCCGGAAGCCCCUGAAAGCGAGGAUGAAGAGCCGGCCGAUCCGGAAGUUCAAACUGAAGCCAGAGCAGAGGAUGGAGACCCGGCCGACUAUCCAGAUGAUGACCUGGAGUCAGAGCCGGAGGUGCGAGUGCAGACCCGAACAGCCAUCAUGAAGGAGCGAGCUGCCAAGAGGGCGGCUUCUUCGGCGUUUCUUACUCAGUCAUGGGCCGUUUCUGGCAUGCCAAGUGAUGACGCUGCCGGGCGGUCCCCAGAGUCCCCAAGGUCCCCGGGGCGCGACAUGGAUUGGGAGGAGGGCGUUGACAGUUUCUCACCCAAACGAACUGCCAGGGAACCGAGCGACCUUGAGCCGAGUCCCCGCCGAAAGCCAUCUUGGUGUGGCUGUGUUUCAAGACUGCGCACUCGCUGGGGGGAGCGUUGUGGACCUUGCUUACGGAGGGCCGCACGCUGCUGUGCACCAUGCGCCAGCCUCAUGAGGCUCGUGUCCAGGCUUUGGGUUGCCUUUGAGGCCAGAUGCAAGCCCCUUGCUUUUGGAGUACGUUGCCUUUUCUGUCCCUUUUUCCUGCUACUGGCCGGAUUUCGCUGCUGCUGCGGGACUGGCGGAACCUCGGAAGACUCGGAAGUACCAAGAUCACCCUCCCGCUCCAUGUCCAGAAAGGCAUCCACCCGCUCCAUGUCCCGAGGCUUCUCGCGAGGUUUCUCCCGAAGUGGCAGCAUGGCAGCGAGAGGCAGCCGGCUGCGCAAGAGCGGCACCUUGUCGACGCGCUUCUCCGAAGGCCCGAGCCAUCAGCCAAAGAGCACCAUCAAGGUGACGCAUCCUCGCCUGCCUCGUCAGGAGGAGGUUCAGAAGAAGGCCUCUGCGAGGGAGCGGUUCCGCGAGUUGCGGCGCGAGAUGACUCAUGAUGCUGGGGAGAUGGAUGCCCAGCAGAUGGGUGGCACUUUGGAUCAUCGACAGAGCAGCUUGAAGCUCCAGUCCCUGAAGUCGGGGGUAGGGAAGUCUCUUACCAAGUCGCUGCAGCGCGGGGAGAGUAGCUUCUCCGAGAUUCCCGAGCCCACCGGGCUCGCUGCUUUGGACUGGACUGCAUGGCUUCCGUGGAACUGGGCUUCCACCUUUGAGGUCUGGAAGGAGUCUCGCAUUGAGAUGUGGGCGGGUCUUGAAAAAGUUCUGGAGGAGAUGGAGAAGGAGGAUCAGAUCAAGUGCGACUCAGAAGGUAUCAGGCGAUGGUCGCUUGAGCGAAAGUACCUCCGCGCGCGGCGAACCUUCAUUUUUGCAUAUUGGGAUCCCUUCUUGGAUAUCUUGCCCAGAUGGAAGACGGUAGUUGCUGUUCUGACGGGCUCCCUCCUGCUGAUUCCAAUAUCAGGCUUCGUACUGGCAUCUGUGCUGCUGGUCUCGAGUAUUCUGCGCAACAUGGAGUAUGUGGAAGGGAACUGCCAGAUACAGGCCCUGCCAGAAGCCUUUGUGACAAGCAAGGGCGUCGUGACAGAAGUCAGCGGGAAGUACCUGAUCCGGCGCUUCUAUGCUGCAUCCCCCGAUCGGACGGAGGGCUUCGUGCUGCAAGCUUGCGACAUUCGAGUGCCCUGUGAACACGAGGACAUCGCUCUCACGGGCUUCCUGGAGCGGGAGAAGUGCGACAAGUUUCGGAUUUGGGCCUGGCGAGAUCCCGUGGUCUGCUACUAUCAUCAGGACGACGAGUAUGCAACUGAGGGCCGCGACCUCCUCUGUCUUUCCAGACCCAGUGACCUUCAGGAGGAGAUCUUCGGGGUCGUCAUCGCCGGUGCGGCGGUGCUGGUUGCGGUUCUGAUCAUCGUGGUCCUGCUUAUCCGCCGGGCGCUCGAGCAACGGGAAGCUCAGAGGUUCCAGGAGGAGUUCGAGCGCGAGCUCGAGAAGCAAAGGGUGGAAGCCGAGGAACGCGAGAUCGAGGAGGAAACUCGGAGGCAGAAGGAGGAGAACCAGAAGCAAGCAGAUGCAGAUGCAGAGGCAGAGGUGGACAACGUGGAUGACCUCGAAUGGGCCACUGAGAGAUCAAAAUCGCUACUGAAACAGCCGACGCGCCUGACUAUGUCCCAGUUUAACCACAGCAGAGACUCAGGCAUUGUGAGCGAGUCUCUCGCAUUGGGUCGCAGUCAAAGCCGGGGUGUGAUGAGUCCUCCCGCGGUCUAG